Messenger RNA from Fusarium tjaetaba, 2424 nucleotides. RefSeq names its product Rho guanine nucleotide exchange factor scd1. The record is from RefSeq and is a predicted model, not a curated record. Lineage: Eukaryota; Fungi; Ascomycota; Sordariomycetes; Hypocreales; Nectriaceae. The transcript is spliced from 6 exons. The coding region runs from base 1 to 2424 and encodes 807 amino acids.
AUGUCUGAUCCGUUGAGUGUCGCCGCUUCGAUCGCAGGACUCAUCUCAAUCACAGUAGAGGCCGUUAAGUUCCUCAGCCCAUAUGUGUCAGCAGCGAAAGAGACCCCGCAGGUCGCGGCGCACGUCUACUCUGAAGUCCAGAGCACCCAGGUCAUACUGAUGGGGCUUCAGAGCCUGACAAAAAACCUCAGGUCUGUUAACGUUCAGCACGCUGCCCUGAUCGAGGUGAAUCAGGUCGUGGCGAUACUCACAGACGGGGUUCUGCUUUACUCGGAGCUGCAUAAGGAACUUCAGUCCUUGUGGAGUAAAGAUGGCGUGGAGAAAGUACCGCUCAGAGGGCGUUUACAGUGGGUAUGGAAGGAGAGUACCUUUGUCACACUCUUGAACAGACUGCAGAGCUUCAAAAGCUCAAUGACACUUGUCUUGAUGAUUCUGCAAAGUGACUCUUGCCAAACAGCAAAAGAACACCAGGAGCAGCUCUCCAAUAACGUCAAGGCCCUUCUAGACAAUAAUAACGCUCUGUCUCGCAGGCUGAUGAAUCUAGAGGACGCUUUGGAUGCUCAGACGAUUAUUUCCAGGCGCAUGAGCAUCCUCUCAUUGAGCGCGUCUCCAUCUGGAAACGCAACUCAGCAAUUGACUGCAGAAUCACCAGUUACAUCGAUCACCACCGAGAACAGCCUUGCUAUAUCCAAGUUUGACUUUGAAGACGAUCUUGAGUCGUCACGCGUAUAUCGCCGCGCAGUGAGAGAAACCAUGGACUAUUCAUUCCGGAGCUCGAUUGCAAGAUCACAUAGUUGGUCUGUCUUCUCGGUAUUGAGUCUAGGUGAUGUAUCUAUCAUGUCUGUUAUCGCAUUGCCGGUGUAUCAGGACGAUAUCACCAAUGCGGAGCACUAUGAUUUCGGAGAAGAACCUGCUCCCAAUGCUGAAACGCAUGCGACAGUCACGGGCCAGCCUUUGUUGAUAGAAUGCCUUGAGCUGAAGCUCAAGCUUCUCACGAUACCGGGGAUGUCGAGGUACUUUGAUGAAAUACUUCACUCUGCUGAUGACUUCUCUCAUCUCUGGUCAGUGCUUGAACAAGCUACACCACUGGCUAUUCUUGCUCAGGCUUUGGACCCGACUCAAAAUUUAGAUGUCGGUCUACCAGAGGACCUUACCGAUAAUGCCAGGAAAGAACUGGUUUUAUGGUUUGCUCAGUUCUGUCACGAUAAGCUCGAUAUCCAAACGAGGAAUCUGAUUACAGUCCAGGAUCUGAUGGGGGGUAGCUCGUAUAGCAUUUUCAAGGCAAGGUCAUAUGGCAAUACUGAAGCCCGAAAAGUUGCUAACUGUACUGCAGUCAAAGCACAAGUCGACGCCCAGCCCCCAGAGCUUCAAAAGCUACUCACAGAGCAGCGCCAGUUUGUUCGGGAUCUCGAUGAACUCCUUGAGAUGAAGGACCAACUUGAGAUGCUUUCGGGCAACAUAUUUCAUUGGUCAAGAGACCUCGCAGCUACAUAUGUCACAUUCGGUCUUAUUAUAGAACGGAACCUUUUACUUCCAUUAACACAUCAGAUAUGGGCUCCAGCAUUUGACUUUAUUCUCAUACUCAUGAGAUACGAAGCUUCAUAUUGUGUCUACUAUAGCCGUCAUAGAGCCAGCAUACAACUUUGGCUUAAAGAAGGACGUUUCAAAGAUGAAGAUAAGACCAGAGAAUCACUGGCAAGAUGUUUGUAUCUCUUGCCCACAAGAGCCAAAAGAAUUUCUAUGCUAUUUGAUUUCUCAGAGUACUUGAAAGGCCAGCCAAUGGCCACAGAGGAGCAGAAGAAGGAUCGCAGCAGGUCUCAGUCUUCUAUUGCGAAGAUUGUUUCUCAGCUACAGGAUAAGGAUAUAUCUAGGGAUACCGUAACGGCUGUUCAAGAGCUUCAACAACGAAUAGAGGACUGGAAAGGCAUUCGUCCAGGAGAUCUCGGAGAGAUGAUUCUCUGCAAAACACUUUAUGUGACAAAGAGUUCCAAAACCCACCUGGUGAGCUGCCUCUGCAUGACACUCUCCAUCACAUCUAACGUCCCUGCAAUAGUAUCACGGGUAUCUUUUCCAGAACAUGCUUCUCCUUUGCAAAGAGGCUCGUGGUCAAAGCUCAGGAGAGUCAUCGUUUUACAGGUCGAAAUCCUCAUCCGAACAGAAGCAGACAAAAUUUAUACUGAAGGGACGAUUCCACCUGAGACAUAUAAUCUCGGUCACUCCAAUAUCCAAACAUGCAACGCAUUCGAGUCUGAAAUGCGAACGUGGGCAUCGAAGAUCGACGAGUAUAGAAUGAUGGCAAUACUCAUGGCAAGGCCAAAGACUGAUUCAGAAGAACUGGAUUCCCCAAUAGAUGAGAACACUGGUAGAGCUUUCCCCUGGGGGGUGAGUAAGGAGCCGUGGAAGCGCUACGGAUUGAUAAAAUAG